Molecule: messenger RNA, 1840 nt
Organism: Orbicella faveolata
Lineage: Eukaryota; Metazoa; Cnidaria; Anthozoa; Scleractinia; Merulinidae
Source: RefSeq, a predicted model, not a curated record
CUUCAAAUUCCAGUUCUUCUUCCUCUAGGAAAGGACAGUAAAUCCGAAGCCAUAAUGAAGAGAGGACAUUAUGGAAACUAUAUUUCCCAACCUAACGCAAAGAUCCCUAAAACGACAUUUUCCCGCAUUUUGAACAAGUCAAAGAUGUGGUCUGAAGAUAAUCUAACAUGUGCCAGUGAAAACGUGUUGUCAGAUAACAAAGAUCUGGAGGCGAAUGUGUUUGAGCCUCUUCAGAAUGAGUUGACUUGUUCAAUACAUGCACAGCUAUCCAGUUUCGUAAAUGAUAAUCCAGAAAUUUUAGAUUCCAGUGGAAUUCCUACCUGCUCACAACGUUCUAGUCAUCUAGAGUCUGAAGUUCCAACCAGCUUAGGUUCAUCUGAGUUUCAACAACCAAAUGGUGGUUGUAAUGUAAAGACACAGUCAAGAUGGCUGACAAGGGAAAUGUAUUUAUUCCUCAUGCUUCAUCAUGUGAUAUAUCAACACAUAAUGACUAGAUCUUGGUGUAUGGUGAUGUUUGACCACAGUGGCUGGCUUCCAUUCUCUGGAGUCCGUCCAAGGCUGCAGUCAAACUUUGGUCCCAGGCUGAAGUUCCUUCAUGUCCUUGCUUGCAUGGCAGUCAUGUUCUGGCAUUUCAUGGAUAGCUUUGAUCUUCUGGGGAUCAAUCUUCAGGCCCUCGGCGGUAAGGAGGUGUCCUACGUAAGCGAUGAUUGCAUCAUCCAUUAUAACUUCCACACCAUCCAGGUCUUCAACCAUUUGAUCCAUGAUUCUUUGGAAGAUCUCUGGGGCACACUUUACGCCAAAGGGAAGUCUUGUGAACCUGUAUUGGCCAAUUGUGGUGUUAAAGAGACGAAUACAACACUGUAUGAGGAGUGCGAAAUUCUGAAACCAACAAAUACAGCUACCACUGGCAUCGCAGAUGAAGUUAGGCCGUGGAACUUCCCAGAGGAUGAUCCUGCUUUAUUUGACAUAAGGCCUGCAAUUACCUUUGCUGCAGAUGAAGAGGAAUGUUUAGAUGACAUUUGGAGUGUCGAGGAAGGCUCUGAAACCUCGGAUAGAAGUGCUACAGAAUCCGAAAACACAAGCAAAGAAAAUGAUACAAGUGGUAUACCACUGUUCGAAGGAGCUUAUUUAACUUUGGAUAUGAGCAUGCUGCUGAUGAUUACUUUUGCCAUGCGUCACAGCAUCACAGGAGUUGCUUUAGCAGACCUGCUUGUACUCAUUGAAGUUCAUCUUAUUUCACCUAAUUGCUUUGGCCAUUCCAUGAAGUUGCUGCAUGAUUUUUUCAAGAAGUUGAAGAACCCCAUUGAGUUCCACUACUACUGCUCAUUUGUUGAGUACAUUGGUGCAAAAAGACACCCGGAACACUGUACAAACAAACAUUGCCUGAAAGAUUUCUCAAAGGAAGGUUCUCUUGCCUACUUUAUUGUUGUACCUUUCAUUACCCAGUUACAGUCCCUUUUAGCAAGGGAAGAAGUGUAUGACCUCCUUCAGUACCGUUUCACUAGCAAAAAGGAACAUGAGAGCAACAUUGAGGACAUUUUUGAUGGGCAGUUGUACCUUAAACACUUUGCAAAGGAUGGAUCCUUCAGAGCAACAAGUGCAGAACAAAAACAAAAGGAGAUCCAUUUAUCACUUCAGAUAAACACAGAUGGUGUUGCUCUAUUUAAUUCUUCCAAAUUUAGCAUUUGGCCAGUCUACUGUGUAAUAAAUGAGCUUCCUCCAAAGUGCAGGUGCACAACUACAUGUACUUCUGGGAAACCAUAGUGUGAAAUAAGGACAGUUUCCACUUAACAUUCAAGCAAUAAAGGCAAAAAUAAAGAUGCUAAGGAGAAUGCAUAGC